AUGGCCCCUUCUUCAAGGCAGUCCAGAAAUCUGGGACAGAUUAUUGAAUACAUUCCAGAUCGUCUCUAUCUUGCGUCUUACGUCGAGACUCCGGAUGCCAACACGGUCUUCCCGUACCCCGACCCACCUCCACGAUCGCCGAGCAAGAGGUCGCAACGCUCGCUCGAAUCCCCCGCCCCAACACCGCAGCAUAAACAGCCCUUCUACUUCACCGUUGAUGAUACCCUCCUUUACAAUGCGUUUCACCACGACUUCGGUCCGCUCCACAUCGGCCACCUCUACCGCUUUGCGCUGCAGUUCCACGAGAUUUUGGGCGCGAAGGAGAACAAGGACAGGCCAAUUGUGUUUUGGAGCAUGGCUGACCCACGCAGCCGCGCCAAUGCGUCGUGCUUGCUCGCAUGCUACAUGGUCCUCAUCCAGUCGUGGCCACCACACCUAGCCUUGGCGCCCGUUGCGCAGGUUGAUCCACCGCUGAUGCCUUUCAGGGAUGCCGGAUAUAGUCAGGCCGAUUACGGAAUCACCGUCCAAGACGUCGUAUAUGGUGUCUGGAAGGCAAAGGAGGAGGGCUGCUGCGUUUUGGAGUCCUUUGACCUCGAUGAGUAUGAGCGCUUCGAGCGCGUUGAGCAGGGUGACUUCAACUGGAUCACACCUCACUUUCUCGCCUUUGCCUCUCCCCAGAGCAACCCCUCUGCCCGCACCAUUGAGGGCACCGACGAUUGGAUGGCGUUACCUAAGACGUUGGACGCCGUCGCAACUCACCCAACACUAGCGCAGCCAUUCAAGAAUGUGUUGGAACAUUUCACGGAGAGGAACAUUGGUCUGGUGGUGCGCCUGAACUCGGUGCUUUACGAUUCCUCCUUCUUUGAGGCCCUCGGUAUUCAACACAUCGACAUGAUCUUCGAGGACGGCACCUGCCCUCCCCUUUCAAUGGUGCGCAAGUUCAUCCGGAUGGCGCACGAUAUGAUCACUGUCAAGAAGAAGGGAAUCGCGGUGCACUGCAAGGCCGGCCUCGGCCGGACCGGCUGCCUCAUUGGCGCCUACUUGAUCUACCGGCACGGAUUCACCGCCAACGAGAUUAUCUCCUACAUGCGCUUCAUGCGCCCCGGGAUGGUGGUUGGUCCCCAGCAACAUUGGCUUCAUCUGAACCAAGGCACCUUUCGCGAGUGGUGGGUUGAGGAACGCCUGGAGCGGAAACUCCGGAAGGAAGCAGCGCUGGCCGCCGCGGCUGCCCAGGCCAACGGCAACCAGCCGAGCACUCCUAUCCGUGCCGUCCAGAAAACACAUCUUGGUCGCAGCGCCAGCAAGAAUGGCACUUCUACCCCGCCCAAUAGGACCCGCGUUCGUACGCCUCUCGGAGAGAUUGAUCAAGAUCACGGUCGUGACAAAAACAUCGGUGUGCAGGAGGACUACCUCCCCGCUCCAACACCAGGGCAGCCGCGAAAGGCCCAACGUAAUGGCAGCGAUCGCCAUCAUCCAUAUGGCCGCUCUACGAGCGCAGUGCCAACCGUGGAGGAAGAAGCUGUCGCGCAAGACGCUCAGGCGGGAAUCGCUUCGGCUUCGAAACGUCGGUCUCACGCAAAUGAGUCGGACGAGGAAUGGAAUCUGCGUAUGCGCUCCCACCGCAAGGCGUCAGCUUCGCUUUCCCCCGACCGCCGCGAGCGCUCGGUUAGCCAUCACACAACUACGACGACCACCACAGUGUAUCAAGUUAUCGACAAUGACGCAUCUAACGACAUCGAGAACAUCAGCAUGGCCGCAGCCAAGCCUAAGUCGUACGACCAAACCCAGCGCGCCAGCUCCGCGUCAGGCGUUCUCGCCAAAGUCCGUGGCGGCAGCAGUUCCCCCAAAAGGGCUGCCGCCGGCGCUGGCGUACGGGAGGCUGGUGUCCGCAAAACAAGCGGCCGGGUCGGGAGCAUUGGGUCUGUGUCACCUGUAACCGCGGCGACACGCAAGAUCAGCGGGACGCACUAG
Molecule: messenger RNA, 1971 nt
Organism: Dichotomopilus funicola
Lineage: Eukaryota; Fungi; Ascomycota; Sordariomycetes; Sordariales; Chaetomiaceae
Product: protein-tyrosine phosphatase-like protein
Exons: 3
Coding region: 1-1971 (656 amino acids)
Biological process (GO): protein dephosphorylation; microtubule cytoskeleton organization; positive regulation of cytokinesis
Cellular component (GO): mitotic spindle; cytoplasm; spindle pole body
Molecular function (GO): protein tyrosine/serine/threonine phosphatase activity; protein tyrosine phosphatase activity; protein serine/threonine phosphatase activity
Source: RefSeq, a predicted model, not a curated record